Molecule: messenger RNA, 1206 nt
Organism: Nicotiana attenuata
Lineage: Eukaryota; Viridiplantae; Streptophyta; Magnoliopsida; Solanales; Solanaceae
Product: 2-Cys peroxiredoxin BAS1, chloroplastic-like
Exons: 7
Coding region: 184-987 (267 amino acids)
Biological process (GO): cell redox homeostasis; response to oxidative stress; cellular response to stress
Molecular function (GO): thioredoxin peroxidase activity
Source: RefSeq, a predicted model, not a curated record
ACUUUACUGAAGGCUACUAUUAUCUUGUACCAACCAUCUCUCCACCUUAAACCUUCAAUUUCAACAGAUAGGGGAGCAAAAAACCUUCCAGAUUUUUCUACUCAUCUCUCUCUAUCUAUUUAUCCAUUUCAUCAAAUCUUUCUCACACAAGCUCCACGAAACCUCUUUCUUUGUCCAUUUUCAAUGGCUUGCAGUGCUACUUCCACUGCUCUUCUUUCUUCAAACCCUACCCCCAAAUUCUCUGCUUUCAACCCUUCACCUUCUCACUCAACCAUUGUUCCUUCAUCUUUCAAUGGACUCCGUAACUGUAAGCCUUUAGUUUCUCGUGUCCCACGUUCAGUUUCUUCUCGUGUUUCUCACUCCAAAUCCCGCUCCUUCGUCGUUCGCGCCUCUAGUGAAGUUCCACUUGUUGGAAAUAAAGCACCAGACUUUGAGGCUGAGGCUGUUUUCGAUCAAGAAUUCAUCAAGGUUAAACUUUCUGAGUACAUUGGGAAGAAAUACGUGAUUCUCUUUUUCUACCCACUAGACUUCACAUUUGUUUGCCCGACAGAGAUCACUGCUUUCAGUGAUCGUUAUGAAGAAUUUCAGAAGGUGAACACAGAAAUAUUGGGUGUCUCCAUAGACAGUGUGUUUUCCCACCUUGCCUGGGUCCAAACUGAUAGGAAGUCUGGUGGCCUUGGUGAUCUGAACUAUCCAUUAAUUUCAGAUGUGACAAAGUCAAUUUCAAAAUCUUACAAUGUACUGAUACCGGAUCAGGGAAUUGCACUGAGAGGACUUUUUAUCAUUGACAAGGAAGGAGUUAUUCAACACUCCACCAUUAAUAAUCUUGCAAUUGGCCGAAGUGUUGAUGAAACAUUGAGGACACUUCAGGCAUUGCAAUAUGUUCAGGAGAACCCAGAUGAAGUAUGCCCAGCUGGGUGGAAGCCUGGUGACAAGUCAAUGAAGCCAGAUCCUAAGGGCAGCAAAGAAUACUUUGCAUCCAUAUAAGGGGAUGGGAUGGUGCAAUAUCUCUGUUCAUUUGUUGUUUAGAGAGGUUGUAGAGCUUCUGUAACUUUUUUUCGUGACUCACUGCUUUGAGAUUUGAGCAUUUUUCCGAAUAAAUUGCACACCUGAUGUAUGCCCAAGUCAUCCAUAUUUUCUAAACUUAAAUCAUAGAUCAAUGACACCAUAUUGAAGGAUGGGUCAAGUAUUAUUCUCAGCCAGAAA